Lichtheimia ornata is the source of this 207-nucleotide messenger RNA. RefSeq lists its product as uncharacterized. The record is from RefSeq and is a predicted model, not a curated record. Lineage: Eukaryota; Fungi; Mucoromycota; Mucoromycetes; Mucorales; Lichtheimiaceae. The transcript has a single exon. The coding region runs from base 1 to 207 and encodes 68 amino acids.
AUGGACAACAAGCCAAAAGCAUUACCUUUGAACUUGAAGAUCGAAUCCAACAAAGACGUCUCUGUGAGUUCGGCAGCCUCAUUCCUGGACAAAUUUCUACAUGAAGGUGUUGCGAUCCAUGCAGCCAACAAUACCAUUGCCGCUCAACUCCAUCAGCUCCACCAAGGUCUCAAAGAAGAAAAGAAACGAGUACGCAAAGAAACAUAG